Molecule: messenger RNA, 765 nt
Organism: Exophiala aquamarina CBS 119918
Lineage: Eukaryota; Fungi; Ascomycota; Eurotiomycetes; Chaetothyriales; Herpotrichiellaceae
Product: ubiquinol-cytochrome c reductase iron-sulfur subunit
Exons: 3
Coding region: 1-765 (254 amino acids)
Biological process (GO): mitochondrial electron transport, ubiquinol to cytochrome c
Cellular component (GO): membrane
Molecular function (GO): quinol-cytochrome-c reductase activity; 2 iron, 2 sulfur cluster binding
Source: RefSeq, a predicted model, not a curated record
AUGCGUCCCGUACCAGCAUCAGCAGGCCCUGUCCUGCGCAGCUGGACUCGACACACUCUCCCUACGUCCGCAGCAACCUCAUCCUCCCGGUUCGCCGCCAUGUCAGCCACUACAGCUUCCCACCCCAGCUCCCAACGUCGACUACAAUCAGCUGGAGCCGAAGCCAGCAGCUUUGAGAGCCCCUUCCGGAAUUCUAAGCCUUCUACCUACGACACCACCAAGAUCCCGAGCUUCAAGAACUAUGCCUCCCAGGGCAGCGAGGUCUCAAACCGUGUUUUCUCUUAUGUCCUAGCUGGAUCGAUGGGUCUGCUGGCAGCGGCUGGUGCUAAGGCGACUGUUCAGGAUUUCCUAGUCAACAUGUCUGCCUCCGCCGACGUGCUGGCCCAAGCCAAGGUUGAAAUCGAUCUCGCGGCGAUCCCAGAAGGAAAAAAUGUCAUCAUUAAGUGGCGAGGCAAGCCUGUUUUCAUUCGACACCGAACGGCAGAUGAGAUCAAGGCUGCCGAAUCAGUCAAAGUCGAGAGCCUCCGUGAUCCACAAUCCGACGCCGACCGAGUAAAGAAACCCGAAUGGCUAGUCAUGGUUGGUGUUUGCACUCACUUGGGUUGUGUACCCAUUGGUGAGGCCGGUGACUACGGUGGCUGGUUCUGCCCCUGCCACGGUUCUCACUACGAUAUAUCCGGCCGUAUCAGGAAGGGACCCGCGCCCUUGAACCUGGAAAUCCCCGCGUACGACUUCCCCGAGGAGGAUAAAUUAGUGGUCGGGUAG